AUGUCAUAUCAAGAUUUGCUCGAGCAGGCAGACACAUUAAAAUUUGGAUCAGUGAGAUAUCAAACAAGUGGUGCGGCUACAGAACAUUUCCCCACAGUGGAAGAAGUAAUUGCACAUUUAAAGCUUUUACGGGCGUUCCAGACAUUGAAAGUAAGUGUGGUUGGGACACCGGAAAGCGUUGAUAGAGAUGGAGAGUUCCAUGGAUUUUCAAAAUCUCAAGCCAAAUAUUGGCAAGUUUAUCUCACUAAUUCCUGUCGUAGAUUUAUUAUCUAUAUGUCUGCAUUGAAAAGGAAAUUCAAGUCCAAUAAGCCAUAUUUGGAAGAAGAGGAACAAUUGAGAGAAUUUUUUGGCCCCAAAUCGAAGGCAUUGGAAGUGUCAAAUUAUAUUUGGAGAUGCCUACCACCACUAGAUGUUUUAAUGAUUUGGCAUUCAUUUACUUUAAAUCCAAAGUCUUUUCAUGAUAAUGGUGUAAGGAAUAAUUUCUUGGAGUUUACACUUUGUCCCUUCCCAUUGUACCCCAUUACAUUCAUGAUAGACGAUACAACAUUCCAAUUUCAUGUAGACUCGAUGACAUGUAAUGAAUUUACCAAUUUAACGUCACUUGAAUAUUUUUAUCGCUUUGACAUUCAUAUGCAAGUUCCGGUAACAUGUCCAAUAUGUUCCGAAAUUUUAAAUGAAAGAGUCCCAUUGACCACUUCAAGUGGUCAAGGGUUUGCAGAUAAGGGAUUUAACUGUUUACAGCAGGGGAAAAGAUGUGCAUGUAUUGAAUUUACAGGCAAUGUUUCCACUGAUCAUAUGCAAUUGAGGAAAAGACAAUUAAUUUCAGACGUAAUCAAAAAAUCGGUGACAUUGCCAAAUAUUACCAAAUAUUAUUCUGAUUUCUUGGGGAAGAAUCAACAAAACAAUGAAGGAUGGGAAGCCGGUAGAGUUUUGAAUAGGAGAAUGAAAAUAGUGAUUAACCAAACAAUAGAACUAUUGGAAAAAUCUGAAACCGUUAGAAAAUAUAUACUGGAUAUGCAUUUCAGGUCACAUAUUGCAAAUAAGCCACUUGUUUCAGUUGCUGCCAGUCGAUUAUUUUGUAAAUAUGAUGAUAUGAAUCUCAUUCAUUUAACUAUACCUGACCAAGUUUCAUAUGAUAUAUGUGAAGUACAUGAAGAUCUAGUUGCCUGUACAAGUAGACAAGAACGAUUUGUGAUUAAAAUGAAUGCCUAUAAAUGGUUACAUUCGUCAACAUUUCUUGCAAUUAGUGUACAAGAGAGUGUUUCUAGGUAUGGAAGAUUCUUACAAUUGAUGAGUGAAAAUUUUUCAACUUCAAUGUUGGUACCAACUAAUGACAUAGAUUUAGUAUGGCAUACUCAUCAAUUAAAUACUAUAUUCUACUCGCAAUACUGUCGUAAGUAUACCCAUGGUCAUGUGAUUGAUCACGACGAUAAGGUAAAUGAACUGAAGCUUAGCACAUGUUUUGAAAAUACACAACGACUUUAUAAGAAGAAAUAUGGAGAUGAAUAUCUGAUAUGUUUCUGUUGGUAUUGCACUACUAGCCGAAAAAAUUCUAAACCUUCUAAGCUUUUCAAUAGUAGUGGUGGGAAAGUUUCAAAGAAUAAUCAUAUUCCACUUUCCAAGAUUACUGAUUCUACUCAAAUUACGAAUAUUACUCAUAUUCUGGCCCACAACGCCGUAAGGGUAGAUGGGAAAGAUGCAACCAUGGCGAACCAGAAAAAUAUGAAACAAUACAAAGUAGCACCUCCAAAGAGUAAUUUCCCCUGGUAUACUGAUAAUGUACAAAUUGAAACAAUGAUACACAAUGGUAUUAUAUAUGUACAAGACCCUACUAAGGAAAAGAUUAUGCAAUGUCCUGCAUUUGAAGGUACUGGACCCGCCAGGUUUUGUAUUGCCGGAAGUGGAUGUGUUACACUUCCAAGAGGUACGAAUAGAUCAUCCAAUUGUGGGGGGAGUGGGACUGGACUGCAAUGCGGAGGAGGAAGCGAUGGUGGUUGUGGCGAUGGAGGAGGGUGUGGAGGAGGUUGUGGUGGAGGUUGUGGGGGUCAGUAG
Molecule: messenger RNA, 2052 nt
Organism: [Candida] anglica
Lineage: Eukaryota; Fungi; Ascomycota; Pichiomycetes; Serinales; Debaryomycetaceae
Source: the annotation of a GenBank genome assembly